This is a messenger RNA of Echinostoma caproni, 759 nucleotides long. The record is from the annotation of a GenBank genome assembly. NCBI's taxonomy places the organism in Eukaryota, Metazoa, Platyhelminthes, Trematoda, Plagiorchiida, Echinostomatidae.
UUGGAUUUGGGCACGUAUUAUGUCAUGCCGUCCCAUUUGUAUAUCAUUUGCUGUCUCACGAUAGCUCUUUGCAUAGGUGUAACUUUAUCUGAUUCUGUUGCUAACCCCAAUGCUGUGGCUCCGCAAAAGUUCUGGGAUCAAUUUUUGCAUGGCUUCUAUGCAUCUCUUUAUGUGAUAGUUAUUUCGGAGCUCGGUGACAAGACAUUUUUCAUCGCUGCAAUUAUGUCGAUGCAACAUUCAAGGUGUCUUGUUUAUUCAGGGGCAAUGGGUGCACUGGCGACAAUGACGGUUUUAUCUGCCAUGCUUGGGUAUGCAACGACGGUCAUACCACGUAAACUGACGUACUACACCUCCGGAGUUCUCUUCUUUAUUUUUGGAAUAAAAAUGUUGUUUGAUGCGUAUAAAAUGUCACCGUCGGAUGUACAAGAGGAGUAUGAAGAAGUAAAGCAACAACUAUCAAACACGGUAGAUCCGGAGCUGGGCAAAUUGGAAUCCUCGACGCCGGACUCCUCAUUUACCACACAAGUGCGUGUAACAAUUCGAAGGAUGUUUUCUCCAAUAUUGGCAGAAGCGUUCAUUCUUACGUUUCUUGCCGAAUGGGGUGAUCGUUCUCAAAUCACGACAAUCGUUAUGGCUGCCACUAAGGUGAGUCAUUCUGUGAUCGAGGAAAGAGAUUUGGGUCUCCACUCUAACUUACCCGCUAACAAAAGGCUUUGGCUGAGAACCGUAAUCAUCCUGUUAAUUGUUUGGACACCCUAA